UGAAAUCUUGUUGAUGCAAAGUCCGUUCAGACAAUAGUCUGGCAAUCUGUUGCCGCGAUUUGUUCUGGUGUCGCAGUCGUUGGGACUGGACAACAAUUUCAGAAGUGCCUGAGAGAGGGGUUUGCGCGCGUCCCCCGGUUCAACGUUUGCUAGAUACCACAUAUCACUCUGACUCCAUAACACGCUUUGAACCCCCAUAACAUACAGUUGUGCCGUAUCUCUAAAAAAUGGCCGACGAGGAUUUCGAGAUUGACGUCUAUGGCGACGCCAAUGCCGAUGCUGAUUCCAAGGCUGAGGAUUUGAAUACCCAAGCCUACGACAGCAAUACGAGUAUCACAAUCGCCAAUGGUUCCAAUCCUCCAGAAUCCGUCAAUAAUGAUACCAGUGCCAGCCACCAUGGCAGCUAUGAUGCCCACGAUCGGAAUACUAUGGACAGCCAAGACGACCAUGGCGCUCCGGCUCGGCAGUACCAGCAAGGUGUCAAGCGGAAGGGGGAAUCUGACGAUAGGCCAAUCGACCCGGGUGCUACAAAUUGUCUCUUACUAUCGGAUCUGAACUGGUGGACAACGGAUGAUGAUAUUCGUGGCUGGGUUGCGCAUGCUUCGUGCGAAGAUGAGUUGAAGGACAUUACAUUUAGCGAACACAAAGUAAACGGCAAGAGCAAAGGGCAAGCUUAUCUCGAAUUCUCGUCCCAGCAAGCCGCUACUGCGGCGAAACAUCAGAUCGAAUCCUCAGGCACCGAGGGAGCACAGCCCGGAGGGAAAAAGCAUAAUGUAAUAUAUGCUAGCCCAACCACCAACCCGUUCCGCACAUUACCAAAGGACGCCCCAGCGCGAGGCAAAGAUAACUCAGUUUCACGAGGCGGUGCCAGUGGUAGCUAUAAUGACCGUGGCGGUGGUAAUUUCCGAGGUCGUGGUAAUUUCAACGGUCCUCGUGGUGGUUUCAACCGAAACUUUGGAGGGGGUAACAUGGGCGGUGGUGGCGGCGGCGGAGGCGGCUUCCACAAUAAUAACAAUAUGGGUGGAGGAGGAGGUGGUGGCUUUGGAAACAACAUGGGCGCCGGAGGCAACUUCGGCUUCGGCGGCAUGCGAGGAGGCAUGCGCGGUGGACGAGGUGGUGGUGGUGGUAUGGGUCCCGGCAUGAACCCAGGUGUCGGCGCGGGCAUGAACAACGGCAUGAAUAAUGGCAUGAUGGGCGGCAUGGGAAGCAUGGGCAUGCCCAUGAUGAACUUUCAACAGCCUCAUUUCAACCCGGCCUUCUUUGGGGCCAACCAGCAGACGGAUUGGCAGAAUCCUCACGGCGCUAAACGACCUCGAGGCGAGUAGUGGUCACCUGUCACUGAAUACGCCUGACGACG
Molecule: messenger RNA, 1357 nt
Organism: Xylaria bambusicola
Lineage: Eukaryota; Fungi; Ascomycota; Sordariomycetes; Xylariales; Xylariaceae
Exons: 4
Coding region: 228-1325 (365 amino acids)
Biological process (GO): mRNA alternative polyadenylation
Cellular component (GO): mRNA cleavage and polyadenylation specificity factor complex
Molecular function (GO): mRNA binding
Source: RefSeq, a predicted model, not a curated record